AAAACAUUUACAUUUCAUUUGAGUUUCAUUUCACUCUCUCCUCAUCUCUCUCCUCUUCAUCUCUCUCUUCCUCUAUCUCUCCGAGAAUGAGAGAUUUCAAUUUCAAUUAGCAGCUAUCAAGAUUCAACCUUUUCAGAUCGGAGAGACUGAAACCGAUACAUACAUAUCUAACACGUAUAUAGAGAGAUGGUGUCGUCGUACGGAGAUCUGGACAGACAGAUCGAGCAAUUGAUGGAGUGCAAGCCUCUCUCGGAAGGCGAUGUGAAGAUACUAUGCGAUAAAGCGAGGGCGAUUCUCGUGGAGGAAUGGAAUGUGCAGCCGGUUAAGUGUCCGGUCACUGUUUGCGGUGAUAUUCACGGUCAAUUUUACGAUUUACUCGAGCUGUUUAAGAUCGGGGGAAGCUCUCCCGAUACGAAUUAUCUUUUUAUGGGCGAUUAUGUGGAUCGCGGGUACUACUCGGUAGAGACUGUCACUCUCUUGGUAGCGCUGAAAGUUCGAUACAGAGACAGGCUUACAAUCCUCAGAGGAAAUCAUGAAAGCCGACAAAUCACUCAAGUGUAUGGUUUUUAUGAUGAAUGCUUGCGGAAGUAUGGAAAUGCGAAUGUGUGGAAAUAUUUCACCGACCUUUUUGAUUAUCUACCUCUUACUGCACUUAUAGAGAGUCAGAUAUUCUGUUUGCAUGGAGGACUUUCACCGUCUCUGGACACCUUAGAUAAUAUCAGAUCAUUGGACCGUAUACAAGAGGUUCCACAUGAAGGACCAAUGUGCGAUCUUUUAUGGUCUGAUCCAGAUGACCGGUGUGGCUGGGGAAUUUCUCCGCGUGGAGCUGGUUAUACCUUUGGACAGGAUAUAGCAGCUCAGUUCAACCACACUAAUGGGCUAUCUUUGAUUUCUCGAGCCCAUCAGUUAGUGAUGGAAGGUUUUAACUGGUGUCAGGAAAAGAAUGUGGUAACUGUAUUUAGUGCUCCAAACUACUGUUACCGGUGUGGUAAUAUGGCAGCAAUUCUGGAAAUUGGCGAGAACAUGGAUCAAAAUUUCCUUCAAUUUGAUCCUGCACCUCGGCAGAUUGAGCCUGACACCACCCGUAAGACUCCUGAUUACUUUUUGUAAGCUUGUUGAGGUACUAGCCUUCAUGUCGAUCUCAGACCCCAAUGUGAUUUUGUUCGAGCAUGUUCUUUUAUUGGGAAUCUGCUGCUGAUGCUUCAUUCAAGAAAAUCAUCGGAGACUGGACAGAAGGCACCAGCCAUUUUGUUAUGUAUAUUGUCCAAGAUUACAUAAAAUGUUGUGUUCUGUAAUUUUUACAUUAGGAAUCAGAUUUCACCUUGGAUUUUGUUCUUUCAACAUUUUGCAUUGAAGUUCUAUAAUUUUGACCUGGUGAUUAUGUACAUGCUUAUAUUGAGCACCUACAGGUUUUGUUAACUUCUUAACUAAAAUGUAUUCCACACAUGAAUAUUCAGGUUC
Molecule: messenger RNA, 1461 nt
Organism: Daucus carota subsp. sativus
Lineage: Eukaryota; Viridiplantae; Streptophyta; Magnoliopsida; Apiales; Apiaceae
Product: serine/threonine-protein phosphatase PP2A-2 catalytic subunit
Exons: 6
Coding region: 187-1110 (307 amino acids)
Biological process (GO): mitotic cell cycle
Cellular component (GO): nucleus; cytoplasm
Molecular function (GO): protein serine/threonine phosphatase activity
Source: RefSeq, a predicted model, not a curated record